This is a messenger RNA of Recurvomyces mirabilis, 1767 nucleotides long. RefSeq lists its product as uncharacterized. The coding region runs from base 1 to 1767 and encodes 588 amino acids. NCBI's taxonomy places the organism in Eukaryota, Fungi, Ascomycota, Dothideomycetes, Mycosphaerellales, Teratosphaeriaceae. The record is from RefSeq and is a predicted model, not a curated record. The transcript has 2 exons.
AUGCUAGACGACAACCUUCCGACCUUCUUUCUCAAGCCCAGCACCACCGGCCUGAAGCACCACCAGAACUUCCUCCUCUCACAUCAUGGCUCCGACCAGGCACCCGCCUAUACCCUCCAGCACGCCGACCCAGCCUCCCCAUCAACAACACACAAGAACUGCUAUGCGGCGGGUCUCUUUGAUGCAUACAACCCAGACAUCUGCUACGGAGAAGUUCUCGCUCGUCCAGGCUGGACGCAACCCUCAUUAUCACAAGAAGAGAUCAAGCGCCAUGGCGGCAUCCCUCCACCGCCUCAGCCAAUCCUCCCCAGCGAGUUCACCGUCCAGCUCUAUGACCCGGACCAGCAGAUCCGAGUCGAGCUGAAGGAAGGCAAGUGGGGUGCCAGCGACACUUACGAGUUCAGCCUGCCCAUCAGCACGUUCCGCACACCCUCAGCAUCGAAUCUCGAUCGUGGCCAGUCUGACCCGGCGAGUUUGGCCAUUACACCGAAAGUGCACUUCGCGUGGCGGAAGGAGAGCAAGCUUGGCAAGGAUCUCACGUGUUUCAUGACGGGCAAGAGUACGGACGCCAAGGAGAAGAAGAAGAGUCGACGCGAUCCAGACAUCGCCAUUGCCUUAUGGAGGAGUUUGCGAGAGCUCACCAUCUACGAGCCGAACCUGAGUAGAGUGGAUAUCGAGGACCCGAAAGGGCUGGAGCUGGUAUUGCUACUCAGCGCAGUCGUGAUCAAGGAUCUCUACUUCGGCAACAAGGACAACAUUAGAGAGACAUUCAACAUAGCCGGCCUGCCUUCCGAGCGAAAGCUGAGUGGCGGUGGCCGAAAGCUCUCAAACCCGCAACAGACACAUAGCAUAGUCGGCGCACCAAACCCACUCCAGUCUCAUCCCGUCCAAUCGCCCCAACCACUCCAAACUACAAACGACGAGAAACGGAACUCCCUACCACGACUCCAAACUACACCACCGAAUACUCGACAACCACGAAACGCCCAACCACCACCUCUAGCCGACCCCCGAGCACAAUGGGAACUAGACGCCGAGACCGCGCGCCUCAAAGCUCAAGCCGACGCCGAAGCGCGACAAGAGCAGCGACGACGGCGCGAGCGAGAGAAGGCCGACGAGGCGGAAGCCAAGCGUCUGCAACGACAGAUGGAGGAAGAGGAUCGUCAGGCUCGGCGCAAACAAGCUGAGGUCGAUAAAGAGACUGAGCGGCUGAGGAAGAUGUAUGGGGUGCAACCUAUACCGCAGCGUCCUGGCCCAGGCCCUCAAGCCAACAGUUCCUCCGGCCGCCAGCAUCACUACCCCGGCCCAAGUCCAUACAUGCAGCCCAUCCCGCAAGGCAGCCAGAUGCACUACCCUCCUCCUCAGCAACAACGGCAGCAGGGACGACUAGGCGAUAACGGCCUUUAUACUCAGCCUUCGGCAAGUAGUUCAGAAGUGAUGAUGAGCGGCGGGGCGGGGAAUGCUAGUUUGUUGAGUGUGAAUCAGGCGGGGAAGCCGGCGAGGCAGAAGAAGUCGUUUUUUGGACUGAGGGGUUUGAGUGAGGAGCAUGCGCAAGGUGGUGGGGGUGGGAGUGGGGAGGGGGCGAAGUUGAGGAAGAAGGGAAGUGCGAUGUGGUGGUGUUUUAUGACGAGGAGUCUCUGUGGGUUUAGCGAGGCGUUUAUGGAGCUGGGCAACCCUGACAGCAGAUUUAUCAGAAUUUUACUCAAGCUCCUAGCGGCAUGUGUCCUCAAGAUACAAUCUUUGCAUUCAGACCAUGCUGGUAGCUAG